Molecule: messenger RNA, 2973 nt
Organism: Macrobrachium nipponense
Lineage: Eukaryota; Metazoa; Arthropoda; Malacostraca; Decapoda; Palaemonidae
Product: iroquois-class homeodomain protein irx-4-like
Exons: 6
Coding region: 141-1394 (417 amino acids)
Biological process (GO): neuron differentiation; regulation of transcription by RNA polymerase II; cell development
Cellular component (GO): nucleus
Molecular function (GO): RNA polymerase II cis-regulatory region sequence-specific DNA binding; DNA-binding transcription factor activity, RNA polymerase II-specific
Source: RefSeq, a predicted model, not a curated record
CUCGUGUUCCCGUUGUUGGACACCCACUUUUACAGCGUCAACCCUAUGUAGCGGAGGUGAUAGCUAGUCACCUACAACUCUGACCACAGGAUCAGCUUGUUCAGACAUCCUCAGCCUGAGCUUUUACUCCUCAAGAUUGGAUGAGCCCGUUGGUAAGCAGUGCCCAGCUGAGUCUGACGCCCACAGCACACACAGUCUCAGCACCCAUACCCGCACUGCCUGUACCCACACUUCACCACACUGAUCUUUCAGUUAUGUACUCACCUGCUGCCUAUCCUGAUCAGCCCACACCCUACCCCUUACCCACAUUAGGGGGGGAACAGUCGGCCUUUUACUCACCAACGGCUGCAGGACUCGAACUGAAGGAUUCCUUGGCAGCGUCCCCAAUGGCACCUACGUGGCCUUACCCAUCAGUGUACUACCCCUACGACACCGCCCUCGCCUCCUACCCAUUUGCUGGAUACGGCGUAGGACUCGACGCGGCGCGCAGGAAGAAUGCCACGCGCGAAGCGACGGCGACGCUGAAGGCGUGGCUGAACGAGCACAAGAAGAACCCUUAUCCCACAAAAGGAGAAAAGAUCAUGCUGGCCAUUAUUACCAAAAUGACGCUCACACAGGUCUCCACCUGGUUCGCUAACGCUCGUCGUCGGUUGAAAAAGGAAAAUAAGAUGACGUGGGAACCUAGGAACAAAACGGAUGACGACGACGAUGACGACGAUGAUAAAGACGAUGAGAAGAUAGACGAUAAGGAAGAUAAAGAUGACGAUGAUAAGAAGGACGAUAAAGAUGUGAUGUUCACGGAAAGCGAGAAAGACAAGAAGGACGUGGACGUGGGUCGUUCCAGCGUCGGCGGAACGGGGUCCAGUUCCCCCGGGGCCCCUCCGACAGAUGUGGCUCACCCCAAGCCCCGCAUUUGGUCCCUGGCUGACAUGGCAACCUCAGGAGGACUCGGCAGCGGCAGUGCAGGCGGACUAGGAGGACUGAGCGGCGGGGCGGGGAAGAUGAUGGGUGGCGGCAUGGCGCGCGGGUUGCACCUGGAGGGGUCCCCCUACCCCCGCCCACUUUUCCCUCACGCCUCUUAUCCUUACAUCCCUCACAGCGUCGGGGAAUCCUUGCUCUCCUACUCCUACAGCAAAUCCUUAGCCGCCGGAUUCCCUCCCGUGUCGCUUUCCGACGUCACUACGGCAGGACUCCUGGCCCCGUCGCCCCUCGUCCACGAACUGUCUCGCCACGACCUCACCAGACACGACCUUUCGCGACCGGAGAUAACGCGUCCCGAAGCCCUGCGACCUGACCUCGCCCGUGACCUAACACGUGAUUUGGUCCGAUCGGACCUGGCCCGCCCAGAACCCCAUCGGCCGGAGCCCCGCCCCGCCAUGGAUAAAGAUGUGUGAUGACUUUCUCAGUGCGCGUUAGUGUCAGGACGUUAACGACCCUUCCCAAUGAGGGACAGGCGCCUUCAUCGUUGUCGAGGGGUCACUCGCGAAACCGUGAUGGGGCCAUGAAUCUGUACAGACCGAGACCCUCCUCCUCAGUGUAGAGACAAUCCCAGUGACGUCCCACCCCAAAAGCAGAAAGCACAAUUGGGUCGUUACCGUCGACAGGCACCCCGGGACCAAAUGGGUCCAGUGCAUUAUGGAAAGGACCUCCUCACCCGGGCGGUAGCAUAUGUCACUGGGAAUCCGUUCAGGAAAAAACAAGAAAGUGCAGCUAUAAGUACCUUUGACACGGGGUGGGGGAGGAGGACUGGGGCCUCAUAAGCAACGAGUAUAAAUAAAUCUGCUUGGGACCUCACAAGCAGAGCGAGUGUGAUGACUCUGAGGCCGCGGUUUCCAGAUGUCACAAAGAUCGGGGGGAAUUUUUGUCUCACCCUGGGAACAUUUUUGCCAGAGAUAAGAUGAUCAUAUUUUCUUAUGUUACUUUUGUUUAGCCGUUAUGUUGUAUCACUACAAACAACCAAAGAUAUUUAAUUUAGGACGUUCCUGCAUGUUGACAAUGAAAUAUAAUGUUUCUUUUACUUUCGUCUCCCUUCCUCAUUUUAUCAACUCUUAGCAGUGGAUAGUUGACUAUGAAUUCCGCAUAAUGAAACAUAUCACAGUGCAAAGAAUCUAUAUGUGAUUAUGAGUUGAUGUGCUUUGUGUACAUGACUUUCUUUGUUUGUGAUUGAUGUGUUACCAAAAGGAAUAGAACAUUUCCUCUCUCUCUCUCUCUCUCUCUCUCUCUCUCUCUCUCUCUCUCUCUCUCUCUCUCUCUCUCUCUCUCUGCUAUGGUGUGACGACAAACACACGUGCCAAAAUUAAACCAAUAGAACUUCAUACCUGAAAAGCGAACUUGAAAACAAGGUGUAGCUACUAACUUUUAGACAUAGUAUUUUUACCUAUUGUUGCUCUCGGUGGGGUGUCCAAAAACAUGCGAAAGAAUCCAAUUUCAAAAACAAAAACCAUAACUUUCGUAUCCCUGGAAUGCAUCGGCACUUCCGUUUAAAAUGUGAAAAAGUUCUUGGCUAGAAAAAUUUCUCAUUAUUUCCCAAUACCAGACGUGCGCCAAAAUUCGAACGCCAAAUCUCUCAUUGAAGAAUAUUGUCCUUCUUUAAGUUGAGAGCAUUGGCAGGGUCAUUUUAUACCCAGCAAAAAUCAUCAAGUCUUGAAAAAAAAUCGAUCUUUGCUUUUCGGGGAUUUUACACUUGUGUUGGGAAAGUGAAAAAAAAAAUCUUUCGGGGAUACAUAAAUCAUUAAGGCUCGUAAAGUUAAAUCCGUAAGGGCGAUUUAGCCAGCCUUUUCUAUUCCUAAAUGGCUCCUUUUGGAUGAAACUUUGGGGCCGUGAUGAGUAAAACACAAGAGAAAGUUACUUAAUAAAUCGUCCAGGAUCCAGAAACAGUGUUUAUGCACCUUGAGAAUUUCGUAUCGGAGUGAUUUUGUACAUAUGUAAUAUAAAAUGAUAUUUGAACAAAUAAAUAAUUGUGAUACGUACUAU